Messenger RNA from Exophiala bonariae, 1680 nucleotides. RefSeq lists its product as uncharacterized. The transcript has 4 exons. NCBI's taxonomy places the organism in Eukaryota, Fungi, Ascomycota, Eurotiomycetes, Chaetothyriales, Herpotrichiellaceae. The record is from RefSeq and is a predicted model, not a curated record. Bases 1 to 1680 code for a protein of 559 amino acids.
AUGGGUUCAAUCGGUCAUCAAGAGGAGCCCGCAUCCUGGCAGAUAAAGGUUGCUGAAAAGCAAAAACAAUCAUUCGCUGCCAUACCCGAGGCAUGGCGUCUGCCAGAAUCGAUCACUAAGGGACUGUCAUACCCUUUGGAAGAGAAGCCGAACCGUUUGAUCGAACUUGAUAUUCCCCGAAAGUCAGGUAUCCUUUCUGAUAAGGAAUUGGAAAUUACAGAACAAAACACAGUUGCUCAACUGCUAUCAAAGCUAGCGUCUGGAGGACUGACGUCGGUCGAAGUGACACUGGCGUUUUGCAAACGGGCAGCAAUCGCACAACAGCUGACUUCAUGUCUCACAGAGAUCUUCUUUGACGAUGCACUGAUAAGAGCCGAGUCCUUGGACAAAAGAAGAGCAGCGGGUGAACCACUUGGUCCACUACAUGGCCUUCCCGUCAGUCUGAAAGAUGGUUUUCAACUGGUUGAUAAGGAAGCAAGUAUCGGAUAUGUCUCCUUCCUAGGGAAUAAGUCGGUGAAGAAUUCACCCUUGGUAGACACACUACUCAACCUCGGUGCCGUACUUUAUGUCAAAACAAACAUACCUAUGACGCUCAUGACCGCUGAAUCGCACAACAACAUCUUCGGUCGUUGCCUGAACCCUCACAAUACCGCGCUCAAUGCCGGAGGCUCAAGUGGAGGAGAGGGUGCACUUGUGGCAUUUCGAGGCUCACCAAUAGGUGUUGGGACGGAUGUGGCAGGCAGUGUCCGUAUUCCAUCACUGUGCUGCGGUACGUAUGGAUUCAAACCAACUUCCAACCGAGUCCCGUAUGGUGGGCAGGCUAUUCCGGGUCUUGCUGGAUUUAAGCCUAUUGUUGCAUCCGCAGGUCCGCUCGCAAAUGAUUUUGCAGCACUCGAAAUAUUUACUAAAGCUGUCGUGGACUCGACCCCGGCACUGCUUGAUUCAACUGCAAUUGAUGUACCCUGGCGGAAACUUGACCAACCGAAGAAAUCCGGCUUGCGGUUCGGCCUGGUACCAGAGGAUCCAGCCUACCCAUUACACCCUCCGAUUAAAAGAGCGCUCAAGGAAGCAGUUGCAAAAAUCCAAGCUCAGGGUCAUGAAGUUGUGACCUUGAGGUCAGAUGAGACCAGGACAUCUGAUGCUAUUGAGGUUGCGUUUGAAUUGUUCAGCCUGGCGCCAGGUACCGCCAUUCGACAUAUCCAGGCAAGUGGUGAGCCUCCAGUACCCUCAGUUGCGAAGAACCUCGGACCUGCAAAUCAGGGAAAGUAUUCAUAUGUCACAAAUCUCGAAGACUUGGACACGCUGCAUAAAUUUGCCGCAGUCAGUGUGAAGCGUGCUGAGUUUGUUGAAGCCUGGCGUAAAAUAUGGGUAGAGCACAGAUUGGACGCCAUCAUCGCUCCUUCCGCUCAGAAUACGGCAGUGCCACAUGAUACUUUCGGAUUCCCACCAUACACCUGCCUGUUCAAUCUUUUGGAUUAUCCUGCAUGUGUGAUACCAUACUCAAAGGCAUCAAAGGAACAAGACAAUGUUCCACUGACCAUUCAAUCAGGCCAGGCGGGACCAAAUUAUGAUCCCGUAGUUUUCGACGGCGCCCCGUGCUCAAUUCAAGUAGUCACAAGGUCCAUGCGAGAUGAAGAAUGUCUCGUCGCGGCCGGAGUGGUGGACGCUUGUCUCAAGUAG